AUGGCGGGCGGGGCGGCGGGCGAGGUGCACUGCCUCAGUUACGCGGGGUGCAACUUCCUGCGGCAGCGCCUGGUACUGUCCACGCUCAGCGGGCGGCCGCUGAAAAUCCACAAGAUCCGCUCCAAGGAGGAGGACCCUGGCCUCCGGGAUUUUGAAGCAAGUUUUAUUCGCCUGAUUGACAAAGUGACCAAUGGCUCUCGGAUUGAAAUAAACCAAACAGGUACCACCUUAUAUUAUCAGCCUGGUCUUCUGUUCGGAGGCUCGUUGGAACAUGACUGCAGCCCCAGUCGUAGUAUUGGCUACUAUUUGGAAGGUCUGCUCUGCCUGGCACCUUUCAUGAAACAUCCAUUGAAGAUUGUCUUGAGGGGAGUAACAAAUGAUCAAGUAGAUCCUUCAGUUGAUGUCCUUAAGGCAACAGCUCUACCCCUACUGAAGAAGUUUGGAAUUGAUGGUGAAGGUCUGGAAAUCAAGAUCAACCGGAGAGGAAUGCCUCCUAAAGGGGGUGGAGAGAUACUGUUUGCUUGCCCAGUGAGAAAGGUCUUGCAUCCUAUUCAGUUCACAGACCCUGGCAAAAUCAAACGCAUCAGAGGAACUGCAUACUCUGUCAGAGUGUCACCACAGAUGGCAAACAGAAUGGUGGAAUCUGCAAGGAGCAUCCUGAAUAAAUUCCUCCCAGACAUUUAUAUCUACACAGAUCAUAUGAAGGGGGUCAGCUCUGGAAAAUCACCAGGUUUCGGCAUGUGCCUUACUGCAGAAACCAUCAACGGCACUGUUCUCAGUGCUGAGCUAGCCUCAAACCCUCAGGGCCAGGGAGAAGCUGUGCUACCUGAGGAGCUGGGCCAAAACUGUGCUAAGCUGUUGCUUGAAGAGAUCUACAGGGGAGGCUGUGUAGAUUCAACAAAUCAGGGCCUUGCUCUGCUCCUUAUGACCCUUGGCCAACGGGAUGUUUCCAAAGUCCUAUUAGGACCUUUGUCUCCAUACACAAUUGAGUUUCUGCGACACCUGAGAAGCUUCUUCCAGAUCAUGUUUAAAAUUGAAACAAAGACCCCUGAGGAAGAGCACAUGGGCGGGGAAAAAGUUUUAAUGACUUGUGUUGGCAUUGGAUUUUCCAGUCUUAGCAAAACCAUAAGAUAAGAAACAUCUGCAGACUUCAUGAAACAGCAUGACAGAAAACACUGCAAAGAUCUGAUCAAACCUGCCUUUUCCUGUGUGCUUACUCUGGCCCAGGGAAAUGAAUGACAAACCUAGUGCAGAGGUACC
Indicator indicator is the source of this 1260-nucleotide messenger RNA. RefSeq names its product RNA terminal phosphate cyclase like 1 (gene RCL1). The record is from RefSeq and is a predicted model, not a curated record. Gene Ontology annotation, molecular function: RNA endonuclease activity. The transcript has 9 exons. Gene Ontology annotation, cellular component: nucleolus. The coding region runs from base 1 to 1134 and encodes 377 amino acids. Gene Ontology annotation, biological process: endonucleolytic cleavage of tricistronic rRNA transcript (SSU-rRNA, 5.8S rRNA, LSU-rRNA); ribosome biogenesis. NCBI's taxonomy places the organism in Eukaryota, Metazoa, Chordata, Aves, Piciformes, Indicatoridae.